Messenger RNA from Amphibalanus amphitrite, 1484 nucleotides. RefSeq names its product probable caffeoyl-CoA O-methyltransferase 2. The transcript has 3 exons. The record is from RefSeq and is a predicted model, not a curated record. Gene Ontology annotation, molecular function: S-adenosylmethionine-dependent methyltransferase activity; O-methyltransferase activity. Lineage: Eukaryota; Metazoa; Arthropoda; Thecostraca; Balanomorpha; Balanidae. Bases 5 to 877 code for a protein of 290 amino acids.
CGUCAUGAGGACGCCAGUGCGCCUGCGCAGACCAGCCCCUCCGACCAGCAACGCCCCCCGCCCGCUGGCCGCGCCGCGCCGGCCCGACUCCCUCACUGUGGCGUGUGGGAGCGUGCCGGCACCAGGCCCCGACCCAUCCCACCAGCGACUACCGUCUCUCCGCGUGCUAACCCACCCUCCAGCCGCCACAGCCAUGUCUCAGAUCAGCAAGGAGCACGACGCGACGGCGGGCGCGCUGCAAAAGUACCUGUUCGAGCACAUGACGCCACUGAACCCGCACAUGGCCCGUCUGCGAGCCGACAGCCUGCAGGACCCCAUGGGCAGGAUGCUGGGCGCCUCGGACGAGCUCAACUUCCUGCGGCUGCUGCUCGGCACGCUGGGGGCCAAGAAAACACUCGAUAUCGGUGUAUUCACUGGUUACAGCGCGCUGUCUGCCGCACUGGCGCUGCCCGCCGACGGCAAGGUGAUCGCCUGCGACGUCACCGACGAGUGGCUGAAGAAGUACAACGCCUACCAGGUCUGGGCCGACGCCGGGGUGGCCGACAAGAUCGACGUCCGACUGGCACCCGCUCUGGAAACGCUCGAGGCGUUGAUAGCCGCUGGCGAGUCCGGCACAUUCGACUUCGCCUUCAUCGACGCCGACAAGCAGAGCUAUCCGGCUUACUACGAGGCGUGCCUGCGCCUGCUGCGUGUCGGGGGCAUCAUCGCCGUCGAUAACGCCCUCUACCACGGCGGGGUGCUCAAGCCGGAGGCGGAGAUGGACGCCAACUCACGCGCCAUCCACCAGCUGAACGAGAAGGCGGCCUCCGAUAGCCGGGUGCACACCAGCCUGCUCAACUGUGGCGAUGGCCUGCUGUUGUGCCGCAAAGUUCAGUGAGAGAGCUGUCACCCAGUGAGGGUCGGUAGCUGGGACGUGUUGCCAGUCGUCAGGCAGCACUGGUGUCGUAAUGGUUACUUAGACUCGCACUGGUCUUGUGGCAAGUGCGAGGUAAAUUGACGUCUAUUUUUAUUUCAUUUGCAUCAGAACAGAAAUCACCAGUAUCGAAAAAAGGUUUAAAUUUGUUCUCAGAUCAAUAUUCAUGAGCUCAUUUGCUGCCAGAACAACUUUUACAGUUGUGACAAUGGGAAUUCUAACACAGCAUAUAGGUAGACGAGUGACGAGUGACGACCGACGACUGACGAGCCUGACGAGUGACUGAGUGACGACGAGUGACUGACGAAGUUAGGCACUAGCAAGGGCACUAGCCUGUUGGGCGAAACGGGUGAGACUGACUCAGCAAGGGUCGUCGAGGGCUGAACAAACUAAACGUAUUCGGUUUAUUUUACAUAUCACGCGUCAUAACAAGCGAAUCAAGAUCACAAUGUCUUGAAUUGCUCUCAAAGGGACCAACAUAUGUAUGUGACUGAGGCAUAUGCAACUCCAGUAACUGCCGAUCUGUUAAUAAAUAUACCUCCGGGCGUUGUACAAUGUACGCCUACCGUUA